GGUUCCACUACCCGUAAAUCUCCAUAAUCUUGCAUCAGAACCAUGGAUUCAACACCCGCGGCUCGACGUCGCCGCCGUAGACGCGUUGCCGAAGAGAACCGAAAACGUGCGCCUCGAGCGUGCGAUCGAUGCAAGGCUCGGAAGAGCAAAUGCAUUGAGUCGAGUCCAGGCAUUUGUCAAAGAUGUGAAGCGGGUCAGCUUAGUUGUCGCUUUGACAGAGAUAGGUUGUCUCCGCGACAAAGUCAAAGCCCAAUGCCCGCUGGAGAUGCUACCAUUACUGCCGUAGCUGCCUCGUCUCAAACGGGAGCAACACCACAGGAGAACAUUUCCAUAGAAAGCCGUACGAACGAUUACACGUUUAUGUAGACACUGAACUUACAGAUGCAGACCAGACUGAAGGCAUACUAUGGCCCCGAUUCCUGACAAGACUACGCGAAGCCUUUUCUUUGGACCCAAUAUCAGGCCCUGAGGAGCAGGAUAUGGUCAAUCUACAGGCUAAUAUUACGCGACCAAACAACCCAUCGCUCGCAGAACAGGUCCGCCUCAAGAAGAUUGUCGACUCAUUUCCUCCUCGAUCUAUCGCUGAGUUUCUUGUUCAUGUCUGCAUCAGACGAGGCACCGAUGUCUUCUUCUAUUUCGACCAAUCACAACUCAUUCAUGAGAUUGAGCAGUUCUACACCAAUCAAACGUGUCCCUUAAGGUUCGAUCCCAGUUUCAUCUGUCUCGCAUUGACAAUCUUCGCACUUGGCAGCCACUGGACCCCUUUAGAACGACCGGGCCAUUCGCGAAUUGAUGAACACGAUCCCGGGCGUUUGUUCUUCGAGCAGGCUAAGGUCCUUGUGCCGGAUAUAAUCGAGCUUCCAGGCCUCAGGUCUAUCCAAGUAUGCUUGAUACUCGGUGUCUAUCUCAUGCCGCAGAAUGCAGUUGGGUCGUCCUAUGUCUACACGGGAAUGGCUUUGAGGAAGGCUCUGGCAUUUGACCUACAUCAGGAUUUGGACGACCAAGCAAUGGACGCGCGAGAAAGAGAAGUUCGUCGUCGACUGUGGUGGUCAAUAUACUCACUUGAAAGGUGCUCGACAAUAAAGCUCAACAGGCCACGAUCGGUGGCACCCGAGAUCAUUACGGUCCCAUUACCGACUGUUAUGCCAGAAUUUGACGACUCCCAGAAGUUCAACAACGUUCUGCUGCAAAUAGCAUUCGCUCGUCUCAUAUCAAUCUUGGACAGAGUGGCUGAUUGGGAGUCAACAGUAACGAGCGAUUCAGGUCGGGCAGAUACAUCGAGCCUGGAGAACCAGCUAAGAGAGUGGAAAGACUCGUUACCCGGAGACUUCGAUCUGGAGACAAUUCCUCCGCAAGACUCACGAUAUCGCGCUGUCUUUCAUAUCUGGCUCAACUAUUACUAUGCAUGGAUCGUUAUGGGUAAGAUGUCUCUCAUUACUCUUGUGAGAAUGACUCUUCGACGACAUCUCGGAGACAACCCAGAGCCAUGCAAUAUUGACGAAAAGGCUGAAAAGCUAUCAAAGUCAUGCGCAAAGGCUUCUAAAAAGCUGCUUCAGCUCUUUGAGGAUCUGAACCAGACUGGUUACACCACGAGAUUCUCAUUCACGGACUUCCAAGGCUGCAGUAUUGCUACCAUCGUCACUCUCAUAGCAGGUAUCCUUGAUAGGGAUCCCGGAUACGAAAGACGCGUCAGAUUUGGUCUAGACUUCUUGCGAAGAAUGGCGACAGGGAACCCAAAUGCUCAAGUUGGUGUUAGGUUUGUCGAAGCCCUUCGGUCCAUCUCGAACGAGGCCUGGAGCAAGCUUAGUCGGUCUGGGCAGCCUCCUGCCAACGUUACUGACGAGGGGCUACAGUCGUCUGCGUAUAAUGAAUGGGCGGAGUGGCUGUCGAACCAAGAACAGUCGCAGAAUUCUAAUAACAACGAAGCGAUUGGCGAAGGCGCAUUAGGUGCCGACCAGAAUACACAGGUACCUCCAGGUGCCGACGCAGAGUUUUGGUCUACGGGGCCUGAGGUUAUGGAAUGGAGCUCACGCACUGAUGCAGUUCUCGAGCCACUCAUGUCACGUCUACCGGUUCCACAGCUUCAGGCCGGCGACCAGCUUGAUCCGUUUGAGACAUAUCGCCUGUCGACGACGUAUAAUGACGACCAGCCAUUUUUGAUGGGGCUCACAGGCUUUGAUGUGCUGGACUUUGCAGGCUAUCCUCCCGAUAUGGCGCCAUGAAGCUUGGGUUUAGGCAAUCGAUGUUUUGAGAGUUGAAAUGCUACAAUGGAGAUUUAUUGAACCUUUUGUGCGAUCCGGGUGUGAUUUGCCACUCAAUCUUGCACAAGAAAGAACAUAAUCGGGAAGAAUUACGGUCAUGAACUAAUUAUUAAUAUACAACGUUCAAAGUAUAGUCCUUGAGGCAGAAAAACGACACUUGUAUUUAUGCUUUUCCCAACUUGAUACUCAAAAUCUUUGUUGUUCCAUGUGUAUUGCUCCCGACAUUUAUCAGAUACUACAGCACUGAGUUGAAUCGAAUCGGAAUUCCACCGUCAACCGCCAAAGACUCCAACUGACUGCGAUACACCAGACCGUCCUUCAUGACCGCUAAGAUGUACUUCUCUGGAUGAUCGAAGAUCUCGAUUUGCUCCAAUGGGUUCUUGUCCAUGAUGAGAACAUCCGCCUGGAAACCCUCCUUCAGCUGACCCAGAGUAGUCUCACAACCCAUCAUCUUAGCAGGAUUCACUGUUGCACUUCGCAAUAUCUCAAGAGGCUUGAGUGCUUGAGAGCGGAGAGAAAACUCCUGUGUCUGCGCAGAGCCGAGGGGGCCGAGGAGAUCGCUGCCAUAGCACAUGGUCACGCCAGCUUCCGAGGCAAUGCGGAGAGCUUCGAGGCCGGACUUUAACACUUGGGCGUUCUUGACUUGUGACUCUGGUGGUAAGAAGUUCUUCCACUUGUCCGUGGCCAUCUGGGCAUAAGUGAUAAGUGUCGGGGUGAGAUAGACACCCUUCUCUGCCAUGAGACGAGCCGUUGGGGCAUCAACGAAGUUACCAUGCUCAAUUCCCUUGACUCCAUUGUCGAUGCAAUGCCUGAUAGCCUUAGUUGUGUAUGCAUGCGCCGUGACGAAGGUCCCAGCAUUGUUCGCACACUCCACCAUCGCUUGAAUCUCUGACGUGGUGAAUUGCAGCUGUUCCAGCUUGUCGGUCGGUGAUGCAACGCCACCAGAUCCCAUUAUCUUGAUAAAGUCCGCUCCACAGCGAAUCUCAUCGCGAACAGCGGCCAUGCACUCGGGCACACCAUUGCAGAUACGGCCCAAAGACCCAAUAGCGUGUCCGCCACAGCAUUCAUGCUUCUCGUAAGAACUUCUCAAGUCGCCAUGGCCACCUGUUUGCGAAAGCGCGUGACCUGAGAUGAACAGACGGGGGCCGGGGAAAACGCCCUCUUCAAUGGCCUCCUUCAGUGGAAGCUGAGCGCCACCGCAGUCACGAACUGAUGUGAAGCCGCGGUAGAGCAUUUGCGAAGCGACAUAUGGCUGCCGCAACAGCGAAAUGUCAUUGGGGUUUCCAAAGACACGGGAUAAGUCUGUGAAGCCCGGUGUCGCGCAGAGAUGAACGUGCGCAUCGAAUAGACCUGGGCAUAGGUAUCGGCCCUUGCAGUCCACGACGUUGUAGCCAUCGGGAUAUUGGCUUGGUGUUGAGGGGUAGACGGUCUCGAUUUUGCCGUCUUUCGUGGAUAGCGAUGCAUCUUCGAAAAUUUUACCUGUCGAGACAUCGAUGAUGUUGGCGUGGAUGAAGAGAUGCUUCUUGGGAGGAUGACGAAGCCAUGGCUUGAUGUCUGCGCCAGGAACUGUAUCGACUUGAGUCAUGUUGAAGUCUGUGGGAUAAAUGAACCAUGCAAUCUCAGUUCAAAGCCAAGAUAAGUGAGAUAAAAUUGAGAUAUCGGCCCAGAAACAAUCCAAGACAGUGGCUUUUUAUCACAAUCUCCUCUCAAG
This is a messenger RNA of Fusarium odoratissimum NRRL 54006, 3972 nucleotides long. RefSeq lists its product as uncharacterized. The transcript has 6 exons. The coding region runs from base 480 to 2222 and encodes 580 amino acids. The record is from RefSeq and is a predicted model, not a curated record. Gene Ontology annotation, molecular function: DNA binding; zinc ion binding; DNA-binding transcription factor activity, RNA polymerase II-specific. Gene Ontology annotation, biological process: DNA-templated transcription; regulation of DNA-templated transcription. NCBI's taxonomy places the organism in Eukaryota, Fungi, Ascomycota, Sordariomycetes, Hypocreales, Nectriaceae.